This is a messenger RNA of Hipposideros armiger (great roundleaf bat), 2189 nucleotides long. RefSeq names its product POU class 4 homeobox 3 (gene POU4F3). Gene Ontology annotation, biological process: regulation of transcription by RNA polymerase II. Gene Ontology annotation, molecular function: DNA-binding transcription factor activity, RNA polymerase II-specific; RNA polymerase II cis-regulatory region sequence-specific DNA binding. The record is from RefSeq and is a predicted model, not a curated record. The coding region runs from base 83 to 1099 and encodes 338 amino acids. Lineage: Eukaryota; Metazoa; Chordata; Mammalia; Chiroptera; Hipposideridae. The transcript is spliced from 2 exons.
GCGGCGCUCACUUGGAGCGCGGCGAGCGAGCGAGAAGAGCCUGAUCCAUGUCCCUCGCUGCCUCCCAGCCAGGCGCGCGAAGAUGAUGGCCAUGAACACCAAGCAGCCUUUCGGCAUGCACCCGGUGCUUCAAGAACCCAAAUUCUCCAGCCUGCACUCCGGCUCCGAGGCCAUGCGCCGAGUCUGUCUCCCAGCCCCGCAGCUGCAGGGUAAUAUAUUUGGAAGCUUUGAUGAGAGCCUGCUGGCACGCGCCGAAGCUCUGGCGGCGGUGGAUAUCGUCUCCCACGGCAAGAACCAUCCUUUCAAGCCCGACGCCACCUACCAUACCAUGAGCAGCGUGCCCUGCACGUCCACUUCGUCCACCGUGCCCAUCUCCCACCCGGCCGCGCUCACCUCGCACCCGCACCACGCGGUGCACCAGGGCCUCGAGGGCGACCUGCUAGAGCACAUCUCGCCCACGCUGAGCGUGAGCGGCUUGGGCGCCCCGGAGCACUCGGUGAUGCCGGCACAGAUCCACCCGCACCACCUGGGCGCCAUGGGCCACCUGCACCAGGCCAUGGGCAUGAGUCACCCACACGCCGUGGCGCCUCACAGCGCCAUGCCCGCAUGCCUCAGCGACGUGGAGUCGGACCCACGAGAGCUCGAGGCGUUCGCCGAGCGCUUCAAGCAGCGGCGCAUCAAGCUGGGGGUGACCCAGGCGGACGUGGGCGCGGCUCUAGCCAACCUCAAGAUCCCGGGCGUAGGCUCGCUCAGCCAGAGCACCAUCUGCAGGUUCGAGUCUCUCACACUCUCCCACAACAACAUGAUCGCGCUCAAGCCAGUGCUCCAGGCCUGGCUCGAGGAAGCCGAGGCCGCCUAUCGAGAGAAAAACAGCAAGCCGGAGCUCUUCAACGGCAGUGAGCGGAAGCGCAAACGCACGUCCAUCGCGGCGCCAGAGAAGCGCUCACUCGAGGCCUACUUCGCUAUCCAGCCGCGGCCCUCAUCCGAGAAGAUCGCGGCCAUCGCGGAGAAACUGGACCUUAAAAAGAACGUGGUGAGGGUCUGGUUCUGCAACCAGAGACAGAAACAGAAACGAAUGAAGUACUCGGCUGUCCACUGACUGCUGCGGGCGCAGCGUCCAGGGCCGGGAAAGCUUGAGUGUACGUCCCGGGGGGACGGUUCUGGGGGACUCCAAGAUGUUUCCUGGCAGGUCAGGCUCUCUUCUCCCAAAGCCACAGACUUUCCCCUUUAUCCUGCCUGGUUGCCUCCCGGCCUUCCUUUUCUCUUUUUUCCAUUCUAUUCCCACCAGAAAACUUUUGGCGCUAAGAAAAAAAUUCACGAAGGGCAGGCCUGGAGGGGCUCGUGCUGUCCGUGGUGCUGAAAAUCGCCCUUGCGCGUUGGACUGCGCGACCUCAGGGCAGGAGCCCAAACGCAAGGGAUAGUGAAUUGGCCCCACCACACAACUCAGGGGUGAAGGCGCCACUUUGCUAAGCGCGAUUAGGCAAGGGGUGAAGGGAUGGGAAAGAAGUGAUAAAUAAUAAUGCAAAGUUUAACUGGGCACAACCAUGUACUGGAGAUUUAUUUAGAGUAUAUAAAACCAUGUAUGUUUCCAAAGGAUAGCCUUAUACUCCCUUCCCCAACUGAAUUUUAUCCAUCUCAUUCUUUGGUUUGUUGUAAAUUCUCUAAGGUAGCAUGGAUUAGGUUCAGGGAAAGCGUGCGGGGAGUUGCGCGGGCUCUAAGCGGUUCUCUGCAUUUGCCGGGCUCCAGAAAAGGGCCCACAGACUGGGAUCACUUAGCUGUUUGCAAGCAGCAGUGGACACGUGCUCGAACCCAUCCUCCACGAUCUGCUGGCGUUGGAGGGGUAAUUACCUCCUGCUGGAGAGGGGGGAAUUGGUAGUGUUCCUGACGGACUGCGGACUCUGUGACCCCAGCUCGCUUCUCCAGCUAGACGCCCAGCGCAGUGUCGAGGCGGCUGCUCGAAAGUAAUUGUAACUUCUCCGAAUCAUAUGCAAGUCCUUCCAACACGUCUCACCUCGUUGCGCUUUUAUUAUUGUUGUUAUUGUUAGCAUCGUUGUUUUCUAUUAUUUAUUUAACUUUACUUCUUUCCAUCCCCUUCUGUGGGCGUUUCUCGGUGGAGGUUCACUUAUAGUUGUGGUUGGAAAGAAGGGCCAGACCGCCGGCUUGGAUCCUUCUCACCCCCACUCCUUCUA